AUGGAUAUGUUACCACAGGAGCUCAUCAACAAAAUCGUCUUGUAUCUAGAGCGCUAUCCUAAUCAAGCACAUGUCCCGAUAAUUCGACAGUACGGGCACCAUUCGAAGCUCCCGCCAUAUGCUACAAUCUCUAGCCACUGGAGAGAGGCUGUGGAAUUCGUCACAUUUAAUCGUUUGUCUAUCAGGAGUCAUGAACUGAGUCAACUCGAGGCCAUGAUGACGGGCAAUCGUCCCAAAUACCUAACGAGACUUUCCUUUGAGAUUACUCUCCCAGAGUACUCGGAAGAACGCUGUGGACAUGUUGAGUCAAAAGAAGAACAACAGUGCAAUGAUCAAGCCUUGACCCAAGCUAUUGCAGAUUUGUUUUCUCUAGUGAGAAAGUGGGAAGAUGCAGGCACAGUACACGGUAUCCGACUCCGUCUGACCGGUUUCUUUUCCCCGACGGAUAUUCGUGAUCGCCACCAAAUCGAGCUUGAAAUAGCACAGCGCAAGCGCGGGAUAGACAUUUUCGAAAAACGAUGGGUGAACUCCCAUGUCCACCUCUCCAGACCAGAAAUGAUACCCACGCUCUCGAGCAUCGUGCAUCUCUCAAAAGCAGAGAGAGGUGUUGUAUAA
Molecule: messenger RNA, 615 nt
Organism: Exserohilum turcica Et28A
Lineage: Eukaryota; Fungi; Ascomycota; Dothideomycetes; Pleosporales; Pleosporaceae
Exons: 1
Coding region: 1-615 (204 amino acids)
Source: RefSeq, a predicted model, not a curated record